Molecule: messenger RNA, 493 nt
Organism: Spizellomyces punctatus DAOM BR117
Lineage: Eukaryota; Fungi; Chytridiomycota; Chytridiomycetes; Spizellomycetales; Spizellomycetaceae
Exons: 4
Coding region: 154-384 (76 amino acids)
Biological process (GO): proton transmembrane transport; vacuolar acidification
Cellular component (GO): vacuolar proton-transporting V-type ATPase, V0 domain
Molecular function (GO): proton-transporting ATPase activity, rotational mechanism
Source: RefSeq, a predicted model, not a curated record
AGGUUUCUGCGGUGAUUUCCCAACAGUGGCGGACCAUCACAAUCUUGGCACAUCGCGGGCAGGGUUCGUGCUUUAAUUUCCAAGCAGGAGCCUGAGACGCACCAUCCUUUCAAAACCUCCUCUAUUCCGGCAAUACAAUCCCAGUCGACAACCAUGAGUGGCGUUGCAGUUAUUGUCACGUUUAUCCUGUUUGCAAUUGCGGGUGGCGUCGGGUUCUACUUCAUCCCCAAAUCACCAGACCAAGUUCUUUACAGAACAGUCCUAUCGCUGACAUUAGCCUGUACCUGGACAAUGUGGGCAUUAACGUAUCUCGCACAACUGAACCCGCUCAUUGUACCAGAACGUAGCUAUGGACAUCAUAAUUCAACACAUGAUGAGCACUGAGAUUGAUGAUAUGGGAAGGAGUGUGCUGUGUGGUUGAGGUUGAGAUGACUUGUGCCUCAAUUGGUAUUUCUUUAAUAAUGACUUGAAUUGUGAAAUGCAUAGAACGAUA